Messenger RNA from Tetranychus urticae (two-spotted spider mite), 1776 nucleotides. Lineage: Eukaryota; Metazoa; Arthropoda; Arachnida; Trombidiformes; Tetranychidae. The record is from RefSeq and is a predicted model, not a curated record.
CAGUGCUUGUUGAUUUUACCUAAUAAUCAGAAUAAAUCUUCAAUUUAUUCAUGUUAGUCUAUUUUUUAAAUCGUUUUACAAUGGAUUUGAGUGAAUUUUUGGAUGUAUAUCAGCCCCCUACAAGCCCACCAAUGGUAGCCAAAGAUUUACAAAACAACAAUUCGCUAAUAUCGUUGUCUCAAUCAAGCAUUAAUAAAAUGCUUUUGCAAGUAUUGUCACCAAGUGAGGAUACAAUCAAAACAUGCUUGUAUUCAGAUCAACAUAAAAACAAUGAGACAUGUAAUAACACUAACUGUGAUCAACCCACCAAUUCCUCAAGUACUGUUAAUUUGGGUGUUGAUAGAUUCUAUCUUAAAAACUGUCGUCGAUUUGGAUCAGAAAUUGACUACAUCAACUUAUACGACGCGACAUCAGAUAGUAUUUACUCUGAUACAAUUGAUCAACUCGUGUUUAAUAUCCUCAACCACAACAAUCUAAGUCUUUCAGCCUUGGACACUAAUGACUAUGAAGACUCAGAAACAUAUUAUCAAUAUUAUGAUGAUUAUCAAGCUUUACAGCCAACACAACAGUUCACCUACAAUGACUACGUCAAAGUGAGAGCAAAUAAUUUACUACUCGCCAGGCUUGGAUACAAGUUGACACUAACAUUGAAUACAGACAACGAUAAACCAGAAACAUGGAAUCCAAAAGUAGCCAAGAAAAUAUUAUCCGUUGAGUAUUCACCUGUGAGUUUAGUGAAGGAUUUUUACCCUGCACAAGCACCUUUGGACCAAUUAGAAACUUUUCUUUUAGCAGAAGUGGUAGAUGCUUUUCAAGAUGAUGAACCGAUUAACUUGCCUGAUAUUUCAAUUAAAGUCCAAACGGGUCCGUCACCAGUAAAAUUUGUUUCCAUUUGUAGGAAGCUCAGAAGUUUAAGAAAGCUAUGUAAUAACGAUAAGAUUGCACUAAUGUCCAGCUCAUUUUAUGCGGUCGCUUCCCUGACUGUUGUUCUUAAAUACAAUCAAUCAACUGAUGAUUGGAUAAAUCCAGCUCAUGGAUCGAGAUUUAGAAGACGCGAUUUAUUCAUCUGGAAUCGUUUGUUACAUGACAAGUCUGUGGUUGUUAUUGAAUCCUUUCCAGAUCGAUGGAGAAAGGAUGAAGUAGUUGAAGUUUUGAUUAGUCUUAUCGUUAUUUUUAAUCCUGAUCAAGAUGGAAUAACAUUUACAGAUUCAGUUAGACACGAACAAUUUGUUUACAUUCAUCUGCUUAAGCGCUAUUUGGAGUCAGUUUGCGAAUCGCCCUGUGAUGCUUCAGACAAUCUUUACAGGUUGAUGGUGGCUGUGGAGAAAUUCCGGGAAUUGGGUGAAAUUUUAUGUGAAUCAAUAAAUUUAUUCGAGGCGGGUUAUCAUAGAUCUUUACAAAACUUGAUCAUUGAUGUAAUAAACAAGUAGGCUAAAGUGUAAAUUGACUCAGCCAAAAAAUCACUAACAGCACAUAUCAAUUCAAAAUAUUGUACAUGUUACAUGUAUUUUAUUUAUUUAUAACGGCUGCGCUUAUUUUAAUUAUUCUUGUAAGCAACAUCUUAAAACGCCAAGCCCUACCUUGUAAAGUUUGACAAUCUUGCAACAAUCUUAACUGCCAUGUACAGGGUGACAAUUCAUAACCGAGAGACUUUUUUUCAAGAUAACGGCCGAACGGUACAUGCAGUGGCCCUCAUAUUUUUUUCUGGGCAUCAGGGCCUCAAAGGUAAAUGUUUGGGCUACUUUGCAGGAAUUCGAAAAUUUUCAAAUUUCUAUG